AGGUAAGGUGGGGACGGGGGAGGACCACUACGAAAUCCAGGUCGUAUCCUUUCUUCGCUCGAGCAUCCAGAAAGGGUAACGAUAACAGAUCUUCAUCACCGCGUCCCCAUCAAUUCACGAUUGAUCGCAUGGUUCUUCCUCGUAGAAAUCGAUCUCCUUUUCUAGCCUGAAAGUCAAAGAACGCAUAAUCGUGUUCCCUACGUAGCUUUAAAGGAGAAGAAUAUCCCCUUUCUUUCCCUUUGAAUUUGUUUUAAUCAUCAUAAAUAGAUUAACGAAACUCUGUUAAGAUCUCCAAUCGGAGUCGUUCUUCGGCUUCCUGAGAUUGGAAGAGGUUCCCCUCAUCAAUCCAAACUUCACAUUAGUUGUAUUCAUCAGUGACAUGCAGAGCCAACUGGUUUGUAACGGGUGCAGGACUAUGCUUCUUUAUCCGAGAGGAGCUUCAAAUGUCUGCUGUGCUGUGUGCAAUGCACUCACACCUGUCCCACUUCCAAUGCCUGCAAUGGAAAUGGCUCAACUGAUAUGUGGAGGCUGUCGAACAUUGCUGAUGCAUCCCCGUGGUGCCACAAGUGUGAGAUGUUCAUGCUGUCAUACUGUUAAUCUUGUUCCAGGUAAAAAUAUUUAGAUCCAUGCAUAGAACAUGAGCAGCUAAGUAGUAAACUUGUGAUGUGAAU
Cuscuta campestris is the source of this 671-nucleotide messenger RNA. NCBI's taxonomy places the organism in Eukaryota, Viridiplantae, Streptophyta, Magnoliopsida, Solanales, Convolvulaceae. The record is from the annotation of a GenBank genome assembly.